CUUAUAAGUGUCUGCCACAUACUGCGCCGCGGCAUAGUUACUUCGUGGACGAUCUGGCCAUCAUGUCUGGAGCAAUUGGCUUCGUUGUGCUAUUGCUUGUCUGCUCGCCGAGCUGGGGUGUCAAUCCCGAAGACUAUAUCCAUUCCCAAGGAGCAACUAUGUGGGGUUUCUGGGGCAGGACAGAGUCAUGCUCAAAUGGAUCUUAUGCCUAUGGUUUUGAAAUUUCGGUCGAGCCAGAAGUCGGGUCACUCGACGACGAUUCCAGCCUAAACGCCAUACAACUAUUCUGUCGCAACCCUGACGGCACACACACCGGGGAGAUUACGUCAGACACAAUGGACCGAGGAGUGUGGACUGGUUCCCAUCACUGCCACGGCGGAUAUCUCAGAGGAUACGAUCUCAAGAGCCACGCUGACGUAGGCGCCAUAGGAGACAACACCGCUGCUAACGGCCUGAAGAUGUGGUGCGCGGGGGAGGAGGCGCCGCUGGAAGCCCCCGGGAACAAGUGGGGAGAGUGGCUGGGGCCUUCGUACUGCAAGGAGGGUUACGUCAUCUGUGGCAUCAUGACGAGGGUGCAGUCCAAUCAGGGAACCUUUGGUGACGAUACGGCCCUGAAUGAUGUUAAGUUCCUGUGCUGCCAGCUGUAGAUUUCGGGAGUUUGUUAUUAUUAUUGUUGUUGUUAUUUAUUUUAUUUCCUUGUAUCAGUCUUGAUAUCUUGAUUGUUUUUGUUUUUUUUUCUCUUUGGCUGGCUGUUUCUGUCUGUCUGUCUGUUUGUCUCUGACUCUGUCUCUGUCUCUCUCUCUCUCUCUCUCUCUCUCUCUCUCUUCUUUUUCCUCUCUCCCUCCCUCUCUCUUCCUUCGGCCAUCUCUCUCUUUCUCUUUCUCAGUAUAUAUAUGUUUAUCUAUCUAUCUAUCUACCUCUUUUGUUUGUCUCCAUCCUUCUCAGUAUCUAUUUCCAUUUUCUCACCUUCUAUUCCUCCCUUAUCCUCCUUUUUUUCUAUUUUUCUUCCCCUUCCAUUCCUCCCUUCCGCUGUCAUUUGCAGGAAAAAUACAGAUCCAUAAUAAAUUCCGAGAAACCGAAA
Messenger RNA from Penaeus indicus, 1081 nucleotides. RefSeq names its product vitelline membrane outer layer protein 1 homolog. Lineage: Eukaryota; Metazoa; Arthropoda; Malacostraca; Decapoda; Penaeidae. The transcript is spliced from 4 exons. The record is from RefSeq and is a predicted model, not a curated record. The coding region runs from base 63 to 647 and encodes 194 amino acids.